This is a messenger RNA of Clonostachys rhizophaga, 384 nucleotides long. The record is from the annotation of a GenBank genome assembly. Lineage: Eukaryota; Fungi; Ascomycota; Sordariomycetes; Hypocreales; Bionectriaceae.
AUGAUAGGCUUUAUUCGUGAGGUCAAAAUCAAAGAUGGAUAUAAAAGCAGUACCAUCCCAUUUAAGCAAGUUUCCCUCAUAAUCAUGAUGUCCAAAGUCCCGAUUCAUACUGACAAGGCCUCCAAGCCCCGGCCUGUGUACAACCAGGCGAUCAAAGCCAAUGGAUUUGUAUUUUGCUCCAGACAGCUUCCAAAGGAUCUAAACGGGGCUCUGAUAGAGGGUACCAUUCAAGAUCGCACCCACAAAUGUAUACAGAGUCUUUGUGCCGUUCUUGAAACUGCGGGGUCUAGCUUGGAUAAAGUUGUCGAGGUCAACGUCUUCUUGUUGGAUAUCGACGACUUACAAAGACGAACGAGCUCUACCUGCAGUGCUUUGGCAACAUGA